Messenger RNA from Asparagus officinalis (garden asparagus), 960 nucleotides. RefSeq names its product myb-related protein 306-like. The coding region runs from base 84 to 869 and encodes 261 amino acids. Gene Ontology annotation, biological process: response to auxin. The record is from RefSeq and is a predicted model, not a curated record. NCBI's taxonomy places the organism in Eukaryota, Viridiplantae, Streptophyta, Magnoliopsida, Asparagales, Asparagaceae. The transcript is spliced from 3 exons.
AGUUAGAUGAUAGGUGAAAAAAGAGGGAUAAAAUAGCUCUCCAUUUUUCUAAAGGCCUAUAUAUAUAUAAGCACUCACAUCUCAUGAAGCACCAAGAAUAUCAAAGAAAGAAGAAAGCAAAAAAAAAAAAAAUGGGAAGGUCUCCUUGCUGUGAAAAGAUUGGAAUGAAGAAAGGGCCAUGGACACCUGAGGAAGACAUCAUUCUGGUCUCCUAUAUUCAAGAACAUGGCCCUGGAAACUGGAGAACUGUACCGACGAAAACUGGAUUGAUGAGAUGUAACAAGAGUUGCAGAUUGCGGUGGACGAACUAUCUCAGACCGGGGAUCAAGAGAGGGAACUUCACUCCUCAUGAAGAAGGGAUGAUCAUCCAUCUCCAAGCUUUGCUUGGUAACAGGUGGGCAGCCAUAGCAUCCUACCUUCCGCAGAGAACAGAUAAUGAUAUCAAGAACUACUGGAACACCCACCUCAAGAAGAAGCUCAAAAAGUAUGAGACAGAAAUUUACAGAGACCAUACAACUGAACCAGGAAUUCCAGAGACAACCAACAUGCAGUCUACACUCUCAAGGUUCACUCACAACUCAUCGGUCUAUGCCUCGAGCACCGAAAACAUAUCAAGACUCCUAGAAAAGUGGACAAAAACAACUACCGUAAAGAAAGAAUAUCAACAACAAAAACAACAAAGCCUCGUGUUCGAUAACAGUGUCAACAAUUGCAACAACAAAGAAGAGCUUGAGUCGCUGCUCUCGUUCGAAGCGAAACAGAGAUCAGAGGAUCACCAAGAGCCAAUGUCCUUACUGGAGGAAUGGCUUCUAGAUGAGUCGACAGAACAAGUAGAGGGUCUAAUGGAGAUAUCUGAUGGUGUGUUUUAGCUAGCACAGGUUAUUUCUGUCAAUGCGUAACGCUUACCUUCGUCGCCGUUUUACUGUAUUACUGUCUAGUAGCUACUAAAAACUUUCUGAA